Messenger RNA from Paramecium tetraurelia, 1077 nucleotides. RefSeq lists its product as uncharacterized. NCBI's taxonomy places the organism in Eukaryota, Ciliophora, Oligohymenophorea, Peniculida, Parameciidae. The record is from RefSeq and is a predicted model, not a curated record. The transcript is spliced from 3 exons.
AUGUUUCUUAAAGAUUUCAUUAUAGAUGACAUUAAUAAAUAAUAAUAAUUGAAUGGGUAAUCAUAAGUUGAUGAUAAUUAAAAUUAAAAAACUAAGGGAGAUGUCAUAAUUCGUAAUAGAACAUACACAAAAAAUUUGGGAACAAAUUAGGCUCAGUAUGAUUUAUAAGAGGUCGAUUUUAAUUCAAUUCUAUUUGAUAAUGAGAAUGAGAAUAAGGACUAAUUAAGAUUCCAACUUUAGACUAUUAAUUCGACUAAUUCAAUGAAUUAACCGGAAAUAGUAGAUUUUGAAUAAUGUAGAGCUUCCAUUGAAGAAGGUUGUUAGGAGAGAGAUUAGUAGUAAUAAUUAAAGAAUUAAGAAGUAUUAGAAUAAGAAAUUCCAAAUUAAAAUACAAUUAGCGAAAGUGAAUAAGAGUAGGUUUAAAAUGAAGAAAUUGCAUUUAAAAGUGAGGAUUAAAAUUUUGAAGUUCUCAAUUUUACUGAAAUUUAAAUCCCUGAACAAAAUAAAGUUACUCCAUCUAAACCGUAUUCAGAAAUAAUAAGGAGUUUGGAUUAGACUGAUUAUAUGGGCGAGUUUUUAGUAACUCCAUUGAGAUAGCCAGGAAUGUUGUAAUGUAUAAUUAGGAGGGAGAGUUCUGGUUUGAAUAGUUUUAAACCAAAAUAUAAAUUGUAUUGGUAAGAAAAAAAGUAGUUUUUGAUAUCUGCAAGGAAAGAAUUGAAUAAACACAAAUAUAAGUUGUCAUAGGACCCAGAUUUUUCAUCUAAAUUUGAUGCUGCCUUGAUAGGAAGUGUAGAAUAAAGCAAGUAAUCAAAGGCAGAUUACUUUCUAUUUGACAAUGGAGUAAAAACAAAUAAGGAGAAACAUUCAAUUAUCAAUACUAAACCAAGAGUAUAGUUAGGAGGUGUGUUCUUUGAAACAAACCAAAGUGGCUUAAAAUAACCGAGGAAAAUGAUGGUGUUAUUGAAAUAGAAUGGAAAUGAAAAUUAGAUUACAACAUUUGAGAAUCGAUAACCAGUUCUUAAGAAACAAUUUGAUUGUACUUAAAUAAAUAACAAUAGAAACCAUUUACACUCUUGA